UAUACAAUCACAGAGACCUUUGCCUUCAAUUGCUCCUUCAACGGAGGCAUGUUUUACAGCUCUACUGUUUGUGCAGUGUUACUAGGCCAAAUAUAGCAAAAAGGUUAAAGGAAACGAAGAUUAUUUGUACGAUCCAUUGCUCACAUGGACAUGUUGGAAGAUUAUUGUGAGAAUUCUCCUUACCAGCACCAUGGGGCCAAGUUACUUGUUACAGAAUUGAAUAUGAUGGCUCAAGCAGAUUCAGAUUUAAUGGAAGAGGAAUUGCUAAAGAAGGAUUUAAAAUUCUACUUUAUGAAUCCAUGUGAAAAAUACAGAGCUAGACGUCAGAUACCAUGGAAACUGGGGCUUCAGAUACUGAAGAUAGUUAUGGUUACUACCCAGCUCAUCCUUUUUGGUUUGAGUAACCAGUUGGUGGUUUCUUUUAAAGAGGAGAAUACUAUAGCUUUUAAGCACCUGUUUCUGAAAAACUACUCUGGGGUUGAUGAGGAUGACUACAGUUGCAGUGUCUACACACAGCAAGAUGUCUAUGAUAGCAUCUUUUUUGCGAUUACUCAGUACCAACAGCUGAAGAAUAUAUCACUGGGCACACUCGGUUAUGAGCAAGAUGAAGAUCACAUGGCUGGCUUACACAUAUGUAAGCAACAAUAUAAGAAAAGCACAAUGCUUCCUUCUAAUGAUACUUUACUCAUAGACAGUACUAUUGAAACAGAAUGCAUUCAUUUGAAACCUCAGGAUCUGUCUACUAAGGAAAUAAGUGACUUAAAGAAUUCAACAUUUUUCAACAUUGAGUUCUAUAGGCUCAUACAGGUUGAAAUUUAUUUUAAACUAAAAGGCAUUGAUCUGCAGACUAUUCAUACUCGUGAACUGCCUGACUGUUACAAAUUUGAAAAUACUAUUACUUUUAACAAUAUGGCUCACAGUGGUAAAAUAAAAAUAUAUUUUGAUACUGACGCUGACAUUCAAGAAUGUAAAGACUGGAAUAUAUCUGGCUCUUUAGUUCAGAAGAACACACAAUAUAUCUUGGUUUUUGAUGGGCUUGUUAUAGUGAGCUGUUUUGCUUCCUUGAUUCUCUGUACACGAUCUAUUAUUCUUGCUCUAAAAUUGCAAAAAAGGUUUGUGAAUUUUUUCCUGGAGAAGUACGAACACCAUGUAUGCAGUGCAGAUCGUUUAGAAUUCAUAAAUGGAUGGUAUGUUCUGGUGAUUAUCAGUGACGUGAUGACUAUCAUUGGCUCUGUAAUGAAGAUGGAAAUAAAAGCAAAGAAUCUUACAAGCUAUGAUGUUUGUAGCAUUUUUCUUGGGACGUCCACACUAUUUGUUUGGGUUGGAGUCAUUCGAUAUUUGGGCUACUUCCAAACCUACAAUGUACUCAUUUUAACAAUGCAAGCAUCUUUACCUAAAGUUCUCAGAUUCUGCUGUUGUGCUGGGAUGAUAUACCUUGGAUACACUUUCUGUGGCUGGAUUGUUCUAGGACCAUAUCAUGAAAAGUUUGAAGAUAUGAACACGGUAGCAGAAUGUCUCUUUUCUUUAGUCAAUGGUGACGACAUGUUUGCUACAUUUGCUCAGAUCCAGCAGAAGAGUACCAUCGUCUGGUUAUUCAGUCGAUUAUACCUGUAUUCCUUCAUUAGCCUCUUCAUAUAUAUGAUACUCAGCCUCUUUAUUGCCCUCAUUACAGAUGCCUAUGAUACCAUCAAGAAAUACCAACAAACUGGGAUCCCAGUUACAGAUCUUCAUGAAUUUCUAAAAGAAUCCAACAAUGAAAAUUAUGGCCCAAGACAGCGGACAUCCAUGAACGUCUGUUGCUGUAUGAGACGGAAAAGCGAUGAUAACUUUCCACUUAUUAAUUAAAGAUAGUUGGCAUGGCCCAAAUUGUCAACAAACUGCUGGAAAGCUGGCCAUCUUGAAUUUAUUGGAAACACUAUGUGUGCACAAGUCUUUUCCACAAAUUCAUUGACCUUAAUGUAGUUCAAGGAAAAAGAAGUAGCAGUUUUUCUGCAGUCAACCAACGGGAAGCUCAAAAUUUGUUGUAAAAGUGUUGGAUGAACAGAGUUUAUAAAUUGAUUGCAAUAGCUGAUCUUAAAAAGAAACAUACAGUGGGCUCCUCAAUCUUAAGUAAUGGUUACACAUUUUUCAAUUGUAACUUGCUUUC
Pseudonaja textilis is the source of this 2146-nucleotide messenger RNA. It is a transcript of the gene MCOLN2, whose product is annotated as mucolipin TRP cation channel 2. Gene Ontology annotation, cellular component: membrane. NCBI's taxonomy places the organism in Eukaryota, Metazoa, Chordata, Lepidosauria, Squamata, Elapidae. The record is from RefSeq and is a predicted model, not a curated record. Gene Ontology annotation, molecular function: NAADP-sensitive calcium-release channel activity.